Molecule: messenger RNA, 7259 nt
Organism: Lagopus muta (rock ptarmigan)
Lineage: Eukaryota; Metazoa; Chordata; Aves; Galliformes; Phasianidae
Gene: ERBB4
Product: erb-b2 receptor tyrosine kinase 4
Exons: 28
Coding region: 57-3986 (1309 amino acids)
Biological process (GO): positive regulation of kinase activity; protein phosphorylation; positive regulation of cell population proliferation
Cellular component (GO): signaling receptor complex; basal plasma membrane
Molecular function (GO): ATP binding; transmembrane receptor protein tyrosine kinase activity; epidermal growth factor receptor binding
Source: RefSeq, a predicted model, not a curated record
GGCGGCGCUGAGGAGGAAGAGGAGGAGGAGGCGGCGGCGGCGGCGGCGGCGGCGCGAUGCCGGCGGCGGCCGGGGGGCUGCUGUGGUGGAGCUGCUGCGUGCUGGUGGCGGCGGCCGGCGCCCCGAGGGCUGCCGCGGCUCAGGCAGUGUGUGCUGGCACAGAGAACAAGCUGAGCUCCCUCUCCGACCUGGAGCAGCAGUACCGGGCCCUGCGCAAGUACUAUGAGAACUGCGAGGUAGUUAUGGGCAACCUGGAAAUCACCAGCAUCGAGCACAACAGAGACCUCUCCUUCCUGAGGUCUAUCAGAGAAGUCACAGGCUAUGUUUUGGUGGCUUUGAAUCAGUUUGAAUACCUGCCCCUGGAGAACCUGCGCAUCGUUCGUGGGACCAAGCUCUAUGAAGACCGAUACGCUCUGGCAAUAUUCCUUAACUACAGGAAGGAUGGUAAUUUUGGACUCAGGGAACUUGGCCUGAAGAACUUGACAGAAAUACUGAAUGGAGGGGUGUAUGUUGGCCAGAACAAAUUUCUUUGCUUCGCAGACACCAUUCAUUGGCAGGAUAUCGUGCGUAACCCCUGGGCCUCCAACUUCACUUUGGUUCCAACGAAUGGCAGCUCAGGAUGUGGUCGAUGCCACAAGUCCUGCACAGGCCGAUGCUGGGGACCCACAGAGAAUCACUGCCAGACCUUAACAAAGACAGUGUGUGCAGAGCAGUGUGAUGGACGGUGCUACGGGCCCUACGUCAGCGACUGCUGCCACCGGGAGUGCGCUGGAGGCUGUUCCGGACCCAAAGACACUGAUUGCUUUGCCUGCAUGAAUUUCAAUGAUAGCGGAGCGUGUGUCACACAGUGCCCCCAGACAUUUGUGUACAAUCCUACUACCUUCCAACUGGAACAUAAUCACAAUGCCAAGUACACGUACGGGGCUUUCUGCGUCAAGAAGUGCCCACACAACUUUGUGGUAGAUUCCAGCUCUUGUGUCCGUGCAUGUCCAAGCUCCAAGAUGGAGGUUGAAGAAAAUGGUAUUAAGAUGUGUAAGCCCUGCACUGACAUUUGUCCUAAAGCGUGUGAUGGCAUUGGAACAGGGAGCUUAGUGUCAGCUCAGACGGUGGAUUCCAGCAACAUUGACAAGUUCAUAAACUGCACUAAGAUCAAUGGCAACCUGAUCUUCCUUGUUACUGGGAUUCAUGGGGAUCCAUAUCACACAAUCGCAGCAAUUAAUCCUGAGAAAUUAAAUAUUUUCCAAACAGUGAGAGAGAUAACAGGGUAUUUGAACAUACAGUCGUGGCCUGAGAACAUGACUGACUUCAGGGUUUUUUCUAACUUGGUUACUAUUGGUGGAAGAGCUCUGUAUAGCGGCCUUUCCUUACUCAUCCUGAAGCAGCAAGGCAUUACCUCUUUACAGUUCCAGUCCUUGAAGCAGAUCAGCGCUGGUAACAUCUACAUAACAGACAACAGCAAUUUAUGCUACUACCACACAGUCAACUGGACCAGCCUUUUCAGCACACCCAGCCAAAAGACGGUGAUUCAUCGAAAUAGAAAAGCAGAGAACUGCACUGCUGAUGGAAUGGUGUGUAACGAAUUAUGCUCAAGCGAUGGCUGUUGGGGGCCAGGGCCAGAUCAGUGUCUCUCCUGCAAGCGCUUCAUCAGGGGGAGGACCUGCAUAGAAUCUUGUAACCUGUAUGAUGGGGAGUUUCGAGAGUUUGCAAAUGGUUCUGUUUGUGUGGAGUGUGAUCCCCAGUGUGAGAAGAUGGAAGACAACAUGAUCACAUGCUACGGGCCGGGGCCUGACCACUGCACGAAGUGUUUCCAUUUUAAGGAUGGUCCGAACUGUGUGGAGAAAUGCCCCGAUGGCUUACAGGGGGCCAACAGUUUCAUUUUCAAGUAUGCUGAUGAGGAUCGCGAGUGCCAUCCUUGCCAUCCAAAUUGCACCCAAGGGUGUAGAGGUCCAGCUAGUCAUGACUGCAUUUACUAUCCAUGGACACGACAGUCCACUUUACCACAACAUGCUAGAACCCCUUUGAUUGCUGCGGGAGUUAUUGGUGGCCUCUUCAUCAUCGUCAUCAUGGGCCUGACAUUUGCUGUGUACGUUCGACGCAAGAGCAUUAAAAAGAAGAGAGCGCUGCGGAGGUUCCUGGAGACUGAGCUUGUGGAACCCUUGACUCCAAGUGGUACGGCACCCAACCAAGCUCAGCUUCGCAUCCUGAAGGAAACUGAGCUGAAACGAGUGAAGGUUCUUGGCUCUGGAGCCUUUGGAACUGUAUACAAGGGUAUUUGGGUCCCCGAGGGAGAAACUGUGAAGAUUCCUGUGGCCAUUAAGAUCCUUAAUGAGACCACUGGUCCCAAAGCCAACGUCGAAUUCAUGGAUGAAGCCCUCAUCAUGGCCAGCAUGGAUCACCCACACCUGGUGAGACUCCUGGGCGUCUGCUUGAGCCCGACCAUCCAGCUCGUCACUCAGCUGAUGCCUCAUGGCUGCCUGCUGGAUUAUGUUCAUGAACAUAAGGACAAUAUUGGCUCCCAGCUUCUGCUAAACUGGUGUGUCCAAAUAGCAAAGGGAAUGAUGUACCUGGAAGAGAGAAGACUUGUGCACCGGGACUUGGCAGCCCGCAAUGUCCUGGUGAAAUCACCAAACCAUGUGAAGAUCACCGACUUUGGCCUGGCCAGACUUCUGGAGGGGGAUGAGAAGGAGUAUAAUGCUGAUGGAGGGAAGAUGCCAAUUAAGUGGAUGGCUCUGGAGUGUAUACACUACAGGAAAUUUACCCAUCAGAGCGAUGUCUGGAGCUACGGAGUCACUAUCUGGGAGCUUAUGACCUUUGGUGGAAAGCCAUACGAUGGGAUCCCAACUCGAGAGAUCCCAGACCUCCUGGAGAAGGGAGAGCGGUUGCCCCAGCCUCCAAUCUGCACUAUUGAUGUUUAUAUGGUGAUGGUGAAAUGCUGGAUGAUCGAUGCUGACAGUCGGCCUAAAUUCAAGGAGCUGGCUGCUGAGUUUUCUAGAAUGGCUCGAGACCCCCAGAGGUACCUGGUAAUUCAGGGAGACGAUCGUAUGAAGCUGCCCAGCCCAAAUGACAGCAAGUUCUUCCAAAACCUUCUCGAUGAGGAAGACCUGGAAGAUAUGAUGGAUGCUGAAGAGUAUCUUGUUCCUCAAGCCUUCAACAUCCCUCCUCCCAUCUACACUUCCAGGACAAGAAUUGAUUCCAACAGGGUCAUGAAGUCGAAAUUUCCUUGCACGCCCUUGCUGAGAAGCAGAAUGAACCAGUUCGUGUACAGAGAUGGCGGCUAUGCUGCAGAGCAGGGAGUGCCGAUGCCAUACAGAGCUCCUGGCUGCGUCAUCCCAGAAGCCCCAGUUGCUCAGGGGGCGACGGCCGAGAUCUUUGAAGACACCUGCUGCAACGGCACGCUGCGGAAGCAGGUGGCCACACUGGCAAAGGAGGACAGCAGCACCCAGAGGUACAGCGCUGAUCCCACAGUCUUCAUACCGGAGCGGGUGAUCCGGGGAGAGCUGGAUGAGGACGGCUACAUGACGCCAAUGCGAGACAAACCCAAAACAGGUAAUUACCUGAAUCCAGUGGAAGAGAACCCAUUUGUCUCUCGGCGAAAGAACGGAGAUCUGCAAGCUGUGGAUAACCCAGAGUAUCACAACGCUCCGAACGGGCAGCCCAAAGCAGAGGAUGAGUACGUGAAUGAGCCAUUGUACCUCAACACUUUUGCAAACACCUUGGAAAACGCUGAGUACCUGAAGAACAAUUUGCCAGAGAAAGCCAAGAAGGCCUUUGACAACCCAGACUACUGGAAUCACAGCCUGCCCCCACGAAGCACUCUCCAGCACCCGGACUACCUGCAAGAGUACAGCACAAAAUACUUUUACAAACAGAACGGACGGAUCCGGCCCAUUGUGGCAGAGAAUCCCGAAUACCUCUCCGAGUUCUCCCUGAAGCCUGGCACUGUGCUGCCCCCGCCACCCUACAGACACCGGAACACAGUGGUGUAGUAACCGCGGUCUUACAGAAGUGGAAAGGCAACCCCUUCUAGCUGCCUCACUCUUUCUCUUUUCCUCCUUCUCCCUUCCCUACUCCCCUUUUUUCCUCCCACGAGCUUCCUCUUCUUGCCAGUUCACUCAUUUUUGCUAUUUCCAAGUGAAAGGAUGUCUUGGAGUCAUUUGCGGAUUGGGUUGGGAACCGGAAAAGAAGGAAGGAAGGAAGGAGACGGAGAGGAGGAGUGUACAGCUGGUGUUUCUCGCCUUCCGCAGUUCUGAGGGGCAGGUGGUCAGAGAAACCAGACAGUACAGAAAAUCCGUGGCAGUGUUGCCUGCUGUCAAGCUAGUCUCAGUGAUUCCACCCAGACGCCGUAGGGGAAGCCACAGAGAGGCUGUCUCUCUCAGGAGGAACUGAUGAGUCUGUACAGCAUUCCUGGAAAUCUCAAUGCAGUUUCCAUUAGGGGGAAAAAUGGACAAUUUUUAUAUCAUGUGUAAUAGCACAGUAAUUGAGAUUGAGAAUCCAGUUUCUUUCUCUAAUACUUUCUAUCCCAGCAACUGAAAAUGGCUAACUUGGCUUUUCAUAAUCGUUCAGAUCUUCAUCGUGGCUUUCCCAGAAAUGAUGAUGUGACUCUGAGAGCUGGCGCAAUCCUUGUUCUGAGAGCUACAUCAUGAUUUUGUGCCACUUCCUAACCGCAGAGACUCCAGCUCAGAACUGGUGCGUGACGUGACCAUUUUUGUAUAUGUGCCAACAGGACAAACGUUUUAAACAGAAAAAUCCUUUCAGAAAUGAGUAACAAAGCCCCCACCCCCCGCGUGUUCUUCUUGAACCGGAAAGGACAGGCCAAGAAAUCAAGAUUUGUACGUAAAAGGCUCCGUUUUCCUGUUUUAUACCUGCCGACCAUAGGUACAUAAACGCAAAUACACUCUUCCCUCUUUUUCUUCUUUGGGAUCACGAAGGUGGUUGGGGAUGCUGUCAGGCAAUGCUGAGGAUGAGACGGAGCACUGGAGAGUUCACUGUGGGUCACGGAGUCAGCCCAGCUCUCUGUGGGGUGCUGGCGGGAAGCGUCCUUGAAACUGGAAGAAAGAAAGACACUGGACUGGAGAAAACGCACAUAGAGGUUCACUGGAAAGUUAGUUUGCACUUAAGCUCUGAUUUUAUUUGAACUGUUUUCUGGAUUUUGAAUGAAGCAAUAUGGAAGUGACCAGCAAAAUACAAAAUAAUAAUUUUAAAUUAAAAAAAGUGAAUUAUAUGUAAAGGACGACUGUGGAAAUGCCAAAAUGAAGCAUAUCAAGUCUUUGGUACAAUGUCCACCAGUUCGGAGAGGCGUUGCAUUGACUGUUUCAGAGAACACAGUGACAGAGCAGCCAGCUCUUACUGCUGCCACGUGAAGGACAGCAGAGCAAGCCCUGGAAGGGAUCCAAGGAGGAGAAUGCCUUUCUCCGGUGUGCAGCACAGUACGGAAUGCUUUUUUCUAACAGGAGGAUUACUCUGUCACAGAACACAGUGUACAUGAUGUUUGCUAAGUCAAAAUGCGCAUGACUCACAGAGCUUUCAGUCCCAAAAUGUAAACAGGUACGAGUUGGCCUCCCUGCACUGGGUUCCGCAUUCAUCAGCCUCAGUUUUUAGGUAGAAAGCUGCACACCCCUCUUCCUGUUGGGAAGGAACCAUCAGCCACUGUUUGGGAUGCGUUAGCAGAUGGAGCUGGGAGGGGUGGAGCAGUGCUGCUGAUGGCUUGCUCCUGGUGCGCCAACACGUCCUGUGUGAGCAUUUGUGCGCCUGGUUCCCACUGAAAAUCUUGAGGUUGCAUUAGGUACCUGUAAAGAGGUGUCUGUGUCUAAUUAAGGCUUUUAGAAAGGGAGAGUAAUACCUGGUGGAGGGCAGUAUUUCAGUUUAUGCACUACAGUACUAUUAAUGUCAAGAUCUUUGGGGUAACCUGGCAACAAAACCAGCAACAACCAGUGGUCUGGAAAUUGUAUCCAGUUCCUCCACCAUCCUUCCUAUGAACACAGCUUGCAAUACUGACUGCAGUCCUGGUGGCUCGGGGGCAGCCUGACAAAAGGUAGGAGAAGUUUUCAGAGCUGGGUGCUUGGUGGUGGAAAGGAAACGUGUGAUUGCUGAGCCAGGGCCGGUUUUGCCAACAGCCUGCUCCUGUGCCACGUGUGCCCAGCCCUGCUUGAGCCAGCCGAGCUCACCUCCAGCUGCAGGGUACUGCUACGCCUGCCGCGUGGGGCUCUUCGGAGCUCCUGAAGGGAGAUGCUGGGCCAGAUGAGAACAGAGCAAAUGACCAGCACACCUCUGAGGUGAAAUCAGUGAUUAGGGAGCGUCACAUAGCUCAAAGACGGCGUCUCCUUCUGGCACCAUCUGUAACAUUCUGAUUGUGAUGGGAAACAGAAGAUGGCACAUGCUCUCCUGGGGACCCUGCUCCUGGAAGGUUUGCUGGUGACAGUACCGAAGCAUGUAAGCAGCUUAGGUGCUGUAGGCAGAUGGAGCAGCGGGGGAAGGGGUGGUCAGUUUAUCCCUGAGCAGGUCAUACAACAGAGUAACUCCCAAUGGAGAAGAACAAUGGCUGUACUGCUUGUGCAUGAAUUCAGAGAGGAGCACAUGAAAGCGAUGGGGGGAGAGGGACGUACGUCUCCAGAAUCAGACAGCUGCUCGUGGAAGGUGGAGACCUGUUUGUUCCUCUGGUAAUAAAGUAAGUAGGACCGGCGUUAGAAAGAAACAAAAUGUAAAUAACAGCGUUCUUUAGCAUUUCUUACAUAGCUUGAAUUAUUUAUUCACUGUAAUCGUUGUUUGUGGGUAAGAUGCACUUGGUAGCGUGGAAAUGCAGCGUUCCUUCGAUGGAGGCAGCACUUGGGGCAGGCCGUCACCUGGCACUGGGGGCUAUCCACACACAAAGUGCAUUUUGUCAGCACAAAGCUGUAGGUGAGCAUCAGCAGAAUUAUUUUCUCCAUCUCUGAUUAAUUCUCUGGUUCUACAGUGGUAUCUAUACACACCAGCAUCAGCUCCCGUGGGUUUUUCAUGGGCAGACACCUGUUGGUAGAUGUUUUCCUUUUGUUCAUGUACAAAAGGAAAGCAGUGCACUGCUUCUCAAGAGCAGAUACCUCCAUCAGCCUUUGUCUAAGGUAAAAACGCUAAAUGAAGGAGAGCAAGAGCUGGUUUUCACCUUCUCUCUUGCAGUGAUCAUCUUAGGUGUUACCUGCCGAGCUGAGGGCUAGUUCUGACAGAAGUGGAAGCUGCACCUCAUUGAUUACUCAAAUAAAUAUUAAGGUUUUUUUUGUUUUUUUUUU